Acanthosepion pharaonis is the source of this 549-nucleotide messenger RNA. Lineage: Eukaryota; Metazoa; Mollusca; Cephalopoda; Sepiida; Sepiidae. The record is from the annotation of a GenBank genome assembly.
AUGUUUUCAAUAGACACAGCAGCCAUUAGCAGGUGUUCUUCACUUGAACGCGUUCAGGAAUCUCAUUCAAGAAUCGUAUCGACCAACAACCGCGUUCUGUGUGCCUACACUGUGUCAAGUCAGCUUCCUCAUUCCCGGCCUCUCACCAUUUCUCUUCUCUACCUCCCUCUUCCCCUCUCUCUAGCCCUCGCUUUCAUCUUUCUUUCUUUCUAUCAUUAUCCCACUCGCUCUUCACCUUUCUACUUCUUUUACUCUGCCUCCUUUCCCUCCUCUCUCUCUCUCUCUCACCCUUCUUGCCUCCCAUUUCUCUUUAUUUUUCUCUGUAUUCCUUUCUUCGUCUAUUUCUUCUCCUUUCCCUCGUUUUUUACUUCCUUUAUCGCUUUGCGUUAUGUUUGCUUAUUUUUCCUUUUCCUACUUCUUUCUUUUAAUUUUUUUCUCCUUUUUUUUCUUCUUCAUCCCUAUUUUUCCAUCCCUUUUCAUCCCUCUUUAUUCCAUCCUCUCUCUCUCUCUCUCUCUCUCUCUCUGGUUCUAUAUGAAUCUAUUCCUUAA